AUGGACAAGGACCUUCAGCUUGCAAUCGCCCGCGCCGAGAUGGAGCUCGCCGAGAAGCGACUGGCCCUUCUCAUGGCCCAGGGCUCUCCAAUGCUGAAUGCGUCUCAAAUCAACGGUGUGUCGGUGUUGGGCGAUGUAGAGGUCGAACUCAGCCGUGACGAGGACAACGCGCCCGGUGGCGAGCCCGGCGAAGCUACGGUGCACGAAAGUCAUGAUACCGCGGAUGUUGCGGAAGUUUCGCAAAGUACGCGGGACUCCAGCGUAGCUGAUGACGAUGCGCAGUCCCUGCCACCUGUGGCCGUCAUUCACCACGAGCAGAGGCAGGUGCUCGACAACGCUGCAGGCGGGGCGGAGACGGACGAGAAGGGUGACGAUGCGCGCAGCGCAGCCGCGCCGGAUGAAAACGACGAGGUGGAAAGCAUGGUGCGGCACGACGACAAUGACCCCGACGCCGACAUGAGUCCAGUCACGGUAAAAAUCGAAACCGACAAAGCGGACACGAGCUCGGCGCCGACGAACGAGGACGACGAAGAAACCAUGCCCGUUGGACCGUUUAUUGAACGCGUACUGCGUUGGGCCGGCGCCGUAUGGUCCGACGCCGAGGCUAGGUCGGGUGUGGACUUCGAAGCAGCGGCGGACAUGGUGACCGAGAUGAUGGGCUUCGAGAUCGUUAGCAUCCGCGGCGAUCAGGUCGCGCUUCGCGCGCCUCUGGAGAUCAAGUCCGCCAAGCAAUGGGCUUCGAGGCAACGGAUGUCAUCGAAGAUCUACGCGACGGUCGCGGAGCCGCAUUACACACAGCUCGUCGCCCAGACCUGGCGCCACAUCCGUGAGCAGCCCUACGAGGACGUCAAGAAGAUGAACGGCCGGGACGGACUCAUUGGCGUCAUACGCGCAAUCUACCAAGCCAACGCCAUCGACCCGAAAAAGCGCGAGGACUUCCGCGUAGUCAUGCUCGACGCAGCGGAUGCCUUGCGCGCUAUGAGCGCGGCCAUUGUGUCUGCGCGCGACGCUCAGUCGGCGCCGACAGCAGCACCGACCGCAACGGCGUCGAGUACGCUGCUCCAGGUGCUGACACAGCGCAACGAAAAGCAGGCGGGACAGGCUACGGAGGCCCUGGACCGCAUGAGCAACGGGGAUGUCAUCGAAAUCGAGAGCGAUGACGAAGAACCAGUGCACGGUUCCAAGAAGGGCGGCAGCGGCGGUGGAGGUGGCAAGGCGAGGCAGGUUCCUACAAAGCGCAAGUCGACAAGCGCCGCAGGACCUUCGCCGAAGCCGAAGAAGCACAGGUUGUAA
This is a messenger RNA of Peniophora sp. CBMAI 1063, 1293 nucleotides long. The record is from the annotation of a GenBank genome assembly. Lineage: Eukaryota; Fungi; Basidiomycota; Agaricomycetes; Russulales; Peniophoraceae.